AUGCUGUAUUUUUAUCGCUUCCUUCUCCUCACUGCUACAUUUGCACUGUCUGCGAAUGCUCUGGCAAAUUUCACACAGCCAACUGAGAGCUACAAGUGGCCAAGCCAAUACGUGAGGACCGAUCAAGCAAACUUGCGGGUUUUUGUCCAAGGAAAUGGCCCAGCCGUUGUAUUGAUCCCAUCUUACGGUAGAGAUGGUGGGGAUGACUACAAUUAUUUCACCAAUGUCCUUGUUGACGCCGGAUAUCUGGUUCUUCGACCUCAGCCUCGGGGUGUCCUAGGAUCAACAGGACCAAUGACGAACGCCUCCCUCUAUGAUUUGGCAGCAGAUAUAGCCCAAGUCAUUGAUACCUUGGCCGGAGGACGGGCCAUCGUGAUUGGUCAUGCCUUUGGCACCUUCAUGGCAAAGGUUUGUUCUGUACUCUACCCAGAGAAAAUCCCGGCUAUCGUCGUGGCUGCACCAGGAGGAGUGACGAUUCCCGCAAACAUUGCUUCGAUGCCAUUCAUAGCAGGAAACACUUCUCUGCCACUCUCCCAAAGACUGAGCGCCUUACAAACUGCGUUUUUCGCCCCUGGACACGAUCCGCACAUCUGGCUCGAUGGAUGGUAUCCCGAGACUCUAGCUAUGGAGCGGGCAGCUAUCGAGGCAUAUGGUAGCUUGGUGCCUCACUGGGGUGGUGCAAAUACCACUCAAAUACUCGAAAUAAUCCCGGACGCCGACCCUUUUCAGCCAGAGGACGAGUGGAAUAUAACAUCCACUUGGUAUUCUGACCGAGCGACUUCAAUAGUCAUCAAUGAUGCUUCUCAUGCACUAUUCCCGGAACAGGGACAGGCCGUUGUGAAUGCUGUUCUGCCAUUUCUGAAGCUUCAGAUAGCAACUUCCUACUACUCUCUAGGCAAAGUAGUGAUUGAGUGGCUGAUUGUAUUUUGCACACUUUUUGUCUACCUUUUCCCUUAA
Molecule: messenger RNA, 957 nt
Organism: Talaromyces stipitatus ATCC 10500
Lineage: Eukaryota; Fungi; Ascomycota; Eurotiomycetes; Eurotiales; Trichocomaceae
Exons: 2
Coding region: 1-957 (318 amino acids)
Source: RefSeq, a predicted model, not a curated record